Molecule: messenger RNA, 2603 nt
Organism: Cololabis saira (Pacific saury)
Lineage: Eukaryota; Metazoa; Chordata; Actinopteri; Beloniformes; Belonidae
Exons: 4
Coding region: 137-1111 (324 amino acids)
Cellular component (GO): membrane
Source: RefSeq, a predicted model, not a curated record
GGGCCAGUCUGCAGGUGAGCAGAGCGUUCCCACCUGAACUCCGAGCACACGCACAAAGCUGGUUUGAGCUUUCAGAAAUGACAUUAUAGUCGGAUAUAGCCCCUCAUUCAUCGAGCUCAAAUUUCGGUCAGCAGGUAUGAGAGACCCGCCCCGACCAAAACGGGACCAGCGGGAGAGGAGCGACCCCCGACCGAGGAGCGACGAGCCCCGACCGAGGAGCGACGACCCCCGACCGAGGAGCGACGAGCCCCGACCGAGGAGCGACGACCCCCGACCGAGGAGCGACCACCACAGAGACAGAAACGGAGACCACCGACACCGGGAUGACGGGGUUUAUGAUUCAGACAGGACGUCGUCUCGACCCCCGUACUACCCCGGAGAGGACGAGCGCCCCCACAAACACUCGCGGGACGUCCGGCGGGGGGAGCGGAGCGAGUCCAAGUGCACCCACAUGUGCUCCAGGAGAGGCCUGGUUCUGAUCUGCACCGUGCUGACCAACGGGCUGGUGCUGAUCUGCCUGGUGGCGACCCAGAUGGUGGUGUCGGGGAUGACGUCCCGGGGCUUCGACAUCAACAGCCACGUGAGCCUGCAGGGCACGGAGCUGCAGCAGGUCCGGGAGCUGGACAUGCAGUACAGCCAGAUGCGAGCGCCGGGCCUGUACGGCGGGAUCCCCUUCAGCCUCGUCAUGGGCGUGGUGUCGCUGCUGCUGGUGGUGGCCGGGAACAAGCCGCCCCACCUGCUGGCCCCCAAGCUGCUGGCGUCGGCGCUAGCCUUCCAGGCGCUGGGCGCGGCCGCCUACGUGACGGCCGUCGGCCUCUACCUGCACUUCGUGAUCCGGGUCAACGCCACCGACGUGUGCCAGCGCCGCGAGAGGAUCUACGGCCGCAACGGCUACACCUGGAUGAACUGCGACGUGAGCGGGGGCGACGCCGCCGUGGCGCUGUUCGGCCUCAUCACGGCCAUCCUGUACGCCAUCGGCGCCGCGUUCACCGUGCAGACCAUCCGGGGGGUCCGGCGGUACCGGCGGGAGAGGGAGAGGUGGGAGGAGGAGGAGAAGAAGCAGCAGGCCCGGCCCCCCCAGAGGGCCCCGCUGAGGGACACCUUUGUGUGACGGACCGAACCCAGGAGGCCCGGGGUCGUCUGGUUCCUGGCUGGAUCCCGAAAAUCAAACCAAGACGUGAUUCAAACCUUGGUUUCUCCACUUUCUCCCGAAGAAAACGCUGUGUAACAACCGCAGGAAGCUCUGCAGGUUUUCGACGGUGACUUUUAUCGAUCUGGGAAGAAACACGACUCUGGAGGGAGCUGGACGCUCUGAUCCUGAGCUGCUUUCAUGAUCCUCUCCCUCAAUUAUUCAUGAAGAGCUGUGAAGCUUUUCCAGUGUCACGGCGGGCGUUUUUUAUUGAUCCAGGAGGCGUAGAAAUGUAAAAAACGGGACAUAAAACGGCUUCUAACAGCAGCUCUGAUGACAUAGCUCCGUUUCAGAUCAUCCUCAGAUCAUCACGUGGGUCUGGAUUUGAGCUUUUAUACUUAGUGACACGACUAGAAAUAAGUUAACAUGUUGUUUUGUAACAAAUAAAUAGCUAUAUUUUAAUUCAGCAUCUGAUACUUAAUUGUCUUUUAAAUGUUGCUGCAUCCUCAUCGUGCUCUGGUCUGAACUGGGUUUGUGACGCCGCUUUUAUCCAUCUGUGACCAUUUUUAUGUAUGAUGAGUGAAUUGUAUAAAAGUUUUUUAUAUUUGAAGCCAUAAUGAAGAUUUCAUUCGAUCAAAUUAAAGGGUUAGUUUAAUUUUAUUGAAAAGGCUGUUUUGUGUUUUCUGUGAAGCUUUUCCAGCGUCACGGCGGGCGUUUAUUGAUCCGGGAGGCGUAGAAAUCUCAAAAACAGGACAUAAUGACUUCUAACACAACAGCUCUGAUGACGUAGCUCCGUUUCCAGUCCUGACCGUUGCUGCAGAACCUCAGAUCAUCACCUGGGUCUGGAUUUGAGCUUUUAUACUUAGUGAGACGACUAGAAAUAAGUUAACACGUUGUUUUGUAACGAAUAAAUAGCUAUAUUUUAAUUCAGCAUCUGAACCGGGUUUGUGACGCGCUUUUAUCCAUCCGUGACUGUUUUUGCAUGUAUGAUGAGUGAAUUGUAUAAAAGUUUUUUUUAUAUUUGAAGCCAUAAUGAAGAUUUCAUUAGAUGAAAUUAAAGGUUUAGUUUAAUUUUAUUGAAAAGGCUGUUUUGUGUUUUCUGUGAAGCCGAGGUGAAGCUUUUCCAGUGUCACGGCGGGCGUUUUUUAUUGAUCCAGGAGGCGUACAAAUCUCAAAAACGGGACAUAAAACGGCUUCUAACAGCAACUCUGAUGACGUAGUUUCAUUUCCAGUCCCGACCGUCGCCACAAAACCUCAGAUCAUCACGUGGGUCUGGAUUUGAGCUUUUAUACUUAGUGAGACGACUAGAAAUUAGUUAACACGUUGUUUUGUAACAAAUAAAUAGCUAUAUUUUAAUUCAGCAUCUGAUACUUAGUUGUCUUUUAAAUCUUGCUGCAUCGUUGUCACGCUCUGGUCUGAACUGAACCGGGUUUGUGACGCCGCUUUUAUCAUCCGUGACCGUUUUUGCAUGUAU